AUGACCAGCAACAGAAACGGCAGUAGCCAAAGUCGCAGCGCCAAGGACAGAUUUUCGGGAGUCUCCACAGCCAUGCAGCGGUUUAUAGAGAAGGUAAAACCAAAGAAGUCGGACGGUGGACUUCAGACGCAAGAUCACAGGAAAAACCUGACCAUUUUGGACCAAAGGUUGGACCUGCGCAUAGUGGAUGUAGAGACGGGACUGGAACGGGUGAAAGACGAGAUUGAAAAGGUGGACCCCUCUGGUGAAACCGCUAUAGCUGAGGCGACGAAGUACUUCCAACAACUAAAACAAAUGGUGGAGGACAGAGAAAAAGAAGUUCUCGAAGAAAUCGAAAAAUCUUGCACGGAAAGGAAGUCCGAUCUCAGAGCCCAAAAGGCGGCCAUGAUGUUCCAGAAGGUCACCUUGAAGAACGCGGCAAACAUGAGCGAAGACAUGUUAAAACCCGAACGGAACGCCACCGACGAAGAACUGCAGGAGAUGAAGGAAAAAAUCACGGACAGCUUCGGCGCCAUGAUGGAGAAAACGUACCUGCCUGUUUCCGGGGUGGUGAAGUUUACCAAAUCGCCUGGACUGGAAGUCCUGGAGAGUGUUGUCGGUACUGCAGGCGGGGUGUCCUCCAAGAUGGCAGGCCUUACGGACAGGCCCAACCUAACGUUCGGCAGGUUCGGGCGCCAAAACGGGGAGUUCGACGGUCCCACGGGCAUGGCAGUACGGCCAAGCGGGCACAUAGCGAUCGUAGACAAGGGGAACAGCCGGGUCCAAGUGUUCGACGACAAGGGCACCUUCCUCAAGUCCUUCCGGACCAACUGUAAGAUCUGCAUGGGGCUAGACGCAGACGACGAUGGGAACUACUUCAUCUCAUCCUGGUCAGACGAAUGUGUGAUGAAGUUCACCAAAACAGGCGAGCUGGUCAACAAGUAUCCGCUGGAGGACGGGCGGACGAGGUUCAACCCGUGCGGGCUCAAAGUCGUCUCUGACCGCUUCAAGAAGGAGAUACCACUCCUGAGUAAGGAGCCUGGACAGGUUUUGGUGGUCGUCGAUAACUACAGCAAUUGCGUUCUCCUUCUGAGAGUGGAUGGUGAAAAGUUGGGCAUCAUAAAGCAGAUAGGAAAGGACAAGUUAGAAGCGCCGAGGUACGUUGUAGUGGAUCAGAAACGCUGCCUCAUCUUAGUCACCGACAUCGAAGACAACGAAGUCGUGGCCUUCAACUUCAGUGGCGAAGAAGAGUUCAGCUACGGGGAGAGGGGCGAUGAAGACGGAGAGUUUGAGGGACCGUCGGGGAUCGCCAUCGACAAGCAAGACCAGACCAUCAUCGUGGCUAACCACUAUGACAGCAGGAUUCAGAUCUUCAAGUACGACACGUGUGAGGACGGGCUGACCCUGUCGUACCAGAGGACGAUCGCUAGGCGGCACUUGGGCAGCCCGUACGAUAUGUGCGUGUCGCAGAACCGCUACGUUCUGGUGGCCAACUACCGUACCAACUGCGUGGAGGUGUACAGGUACAAACUCUGA
Branchiostoma floridae (Florida lancelet) is the source of this 1515-nucleotide messenger RNA. Its product is annotated as tripartite motif-containing protein 3-like. Lineage: Eukaryota; Metazoa; Chordata; Leptocardii; Amphioxiformes; Branchiostomatidae. Gene Ontology annotation, molecular function: translation repressor activity; ubiquitin protein ligase activity; protein binding. The record is from RefSeq and is a predicted model, not a curated record. Gene Ontology annotation, biological process: proteasome-mediated ubiquitin-dependent protein catabolic process; negative regulation of translation; protein polyubiquitination. The transcript has a single exon. Bases 1 to 1515 code for a protein of 504 amino acids.